AUGCCUGAGAGAGUCAUCGUCGUUGGUGCCGGCUUGUCCGGAUUGAGCGCAGCGCACACUGUCUACCUCGCCGGUGGCAAUGUCCUGCUUCUCGACAAGAACAACUUCAUGGGAGGCAACUCCACGAAGGCUACCUCGGGUAUCAACGGUGCCCUCACCCGGACUCAAGUCGACCACAAGAUCCAAGAUAGCGUCAAGCAAUUCUAUGACGACACCCUCAAAUCCGCCCGUGACAAGGCACGACCGGAUCUCAUCAAGGUCCUGACGUACAAGUCCUCCGCCGCCGUUGAGUGGUUGCAGGAUGUUUUCAACCUCGACCUCACCCUCGUCUCCCGUCUCGGUGGUCAUUCACAACCCCGAACGCACCGUGGCCACGAUGCCAAGUUCCCCGGUAUGGCCAUCACCUAUGCGCUGAUGCAGCGAUUCGAGGAGCUCGCCGAGGCCGAGCCGGAGCGCGUCCAGCUCGUCAAGAAGGCCAAGGUUACCAAGGUCCUCAAGGAUGGCAACUUGGCCACCGGUGUCAGCUACGAGCAGAACGGCGAGGAAGUCUCCGUCAACGGCCCCGUCAUCCUUGCGACGGGUGGUUAUGCCGCUGAUUUCGGCCCCACCUCGCUCCUCCAGAAACACAGGCCUGAUACCGUCGGCCUGGCCACCACCAACGGUGUCCACGCCACCGGUGACGGUCACAAGAUGUUGAUGGAGAUCGGUGCCAACGGCAUUGAUAUGGACAAGGUUCAGGUCCAUCCGACCGGUUUGGUCGACCCCAAAGACCCCGGCUCAAAGUGGAAGUUCCUGGCUGCCGAGGCUCUCCGUGGUGAGGGUGGUCUCCUGCUCAACAGCAAGGGCGAGCGAUUCUGCGACGAGCUCGGUCACCGUGACUACGUCUCCGGCAAGGAGUGGGAAGAGAAGGAGGCCGGCAACUGGCCGAUCCGCCUCGUCCUCAACUCCAAAGCCUCCAACGUCCUCGACUUCCACACCCGCCACUACUCCGGUCGCGGCCUUAUGAAGAAGAUGACCGGCGCCGAGCUCAUCAAGGAGAUGGGCUGCGGCGAAGCCGCCCUGGCCAAGACCUUCGCCACUUACAACGACAUCGCUGCCGGCAAGGCCAAGGACCCAUGGGGCAAGAAAUACUUCCACAACCUCCCCUUCGAUGUCAACGACACCUUCCACGUCUCCAUCAUGGAGCCUGUUCUCCACUUCACCAUGGGCGGCAUCGAGAUCAAUGACAAAGCCCAGGUCCUCAACUCCGAGGGCCAGCCCUUCGACGGCCUCUUCGUCUGCGGCGAGCUUGCCGGUGGCGUUCACGGCGCCAACCGCCUCGGCGGCUCCUCCCUCCUCGGCUGCGUCGUCUACGGCCGCGUCGCCGGCGAUUCCGCCUCCAAGUACCUCUUCCAGAAGCUCCUCAACGGUGGCGCCUCCGCCGCCCAGCAGCGUCUCGGCCAGAUCUCCCUGCACCUCGACCCCGCUCAGCCCGGCAAGCUCUCCGUCGAGUGGUCCGGUGCGUCGGGUGUCUCCGCUCCCGCGCAGCAGCAGGUCGCCGCCCCCGCCGCCGCGCCGGCCGCCAAGGCCGAACCGGCGAAGUUCAGCGUCCCGGAGAAGGAGUACACGCUCGAGGAGGUGGCUAAGCACAACAAGAAGGACGACCUGUGGAUCGCGGUCAAGGGCGUUGUCCUGGAUCUGACGAACUGGGUGGACGAGCACCCGGGCGGCCCGCAGGCGCUGUACAGCCACAUGGGGCGAGACGCGAGCGAGGAGUUCGAGAUGUUGCAUGACGACGAGGUGAUUCCGAAGUAUGCGCCGGAGGUUGUGAUCGGGCGGGUGAAGGGGCAGAAGAUCACGUUGGAGUAUUAG
Molecule: messenger RNA, 1851 nt
Organism: Eremomyces bilateralis CBS 781.70
Lineage: Eukaryota; Fungi; Ascomycota; Dothideomycetes; Eremomycetales; Eremomycetaceae
Product: fumarate reductase flavo protein subunit
Exons: 5
Coding region: 1-1851 (616 amino acids)
Molecular function (GO): FMN binding; oxidoreductase activity
Source: RefSeq, a predicted model, not a curated record